UUCACUCUUCAGACUCCAAAGCUUCUAUCUUUAGUUUUCUUCACACAAAGUCAGUCCAAUUCCAAGCUCUUCUUCUUCUUGAGAUAUCUGUUCACUUCUGCUCAAUUUGAAAGUGAGUUGAUUUUGGGCUCUUCAUGGUUGGAUGCAACACCUCUCUGUUCUCAGCUGUUUCCAGGAUGGAAUGGUCACCAAGUCCAAAUGAGCAAUAAUGGAGUGGUUGUUAUUGAUCUGCUAAGCUAGAUAUCCUCAAAGAUUCUCAGUUUCUUCCAUUGACCUUUUUGCCCUGCACUUUUCGACAAUGGCCAAAAUACCAGUUCUCUCCUUGCACUUACGGCCACUCUUUACCACAUUGUUCAUUUCUUUGCUUUUCCCGCCAUGUAUGCCUUUAAUGGUCGAAACUGAAGCCCUCCUUGAGUUGAAAAGGCAGCUGAAGGACCCUUUGAAUUUCCUUGAGUCGUGGAAAGAGACGGAGUCUUCUUCCCCCUGUGAGUUCUCCGGGAUUACUUGCGAUUCUGGGAAAGUCACUGAAAUAUCUCUUGAGUACAAGUCACUCUCCGGUCAGAUUUCGCCCUCCAUUGGCGUCCUUGAGAGCCUCACCACGCUUUCACUGACUUCCAACCGCAUAACAGGAGAGAUUCCUGUACAAUUGACUCAUUGUACCAAUCUUAAAUCAUUGAAUCUGUCUCAGAAUCAAUUGGUUGGAAAAAUCCCUGACCUUUCAACCCUUAGAAACUUGGAGAGUCUUGAUCUUUCAGCGAACAGCUUAUCAUCCAAGUUCCCUUCUUGGGUGGGAAAUCUCACAGGUCUACAAUAUCUGGGCCUUGGGUACAAUCCGUUUGAUGAAAGUGAAGUUCCUGGGAAUCUUGGAAACUUGAAGAACUUGACAUGGCUGUAUCUGAAAAAUUGCAGCUUGAUGGGAGAGAUCCCAGAAUCUAUUUAUGAUAUGAAGGCAUUGGGAACGUUGGAUAUAUCGAUAAACAGGCUUUCUGGGAAACUCUCUAAGUCAAUUUCCAAGCUACAAAACCUGUUUAAGAUUGAGUUGUUUGCAAACAGUUUGGGUGGAGAAAUCCCACCCGAGGUUGCUAAUCUCACCCUUCUGAGGGAAUUUGAUAUUUCAGCAAACAAAUUUUAUGGGAGGUUGCCUCCCGAGUUUGGAAAUCUCAAGAAUUUAGUGGUUUUUCAGUUGUAUAACAACAAUUUUUCUGGGGAGUUCCCUUCUGGGUUUGGAGAGAUGCAGCAUCUUACUGCAUUGUCAAUAUAUCAAAACAGAUUUUCUGGGGAGUUUCCUGCAAAUCUUGGUAAAUCCUCAUUUUUCGAGAGCAUUGACAUAUCGGAGAAUCAGUUUUCUGGUGGUUUCCCAAGGUUUCUGUGUGAAAAGAGGAAGCUACAAUUCUUGCUCGCUCUGGAUAACAAUUUUUAUGGGGAGUUUCCAGAUUCUUAUGCUGACUGUAAAUCUCUAGAGAGGUUUAGAGUAAAUAAGAACCAUUUGUAUGGGGAGAUAUUAGCUGAGUUUUGGUCACUACCUAAAGCUGUAAUCAUUGAUUUUAGUGAUAAUAACUUUUAUGGAGCGAUAUCUCCCAGCAUCGGGUUUUCUACCAGCUUGAAUCAGUUGAUGUUGCAGAACAACAAUUUCUCAGGUUAUCUUCCGGUGGAAAUUGGGAAGCUAACAAAGUUGGACAGACUCUAUUUGAAUCAUAAUAACUUCUCAGGUGAAAUACCUUCAGAAAUUGGUUUCCUGAAGCAGUUAUCAUCUUUGCAUGUUGAAGAAAAUUCUUUGUCAGGCUCAAUACCUUCAGAACUGGGAAACUUAGUGAGGUUGGGGGACAUGAAUCUUGCUUGGAAUUCUUUAACAGGAAGUAUCCCACUUACACUUUCACUGAUGAGCUCUUUGAACUCUCUAAAUCUCUCUGGGAAUAAACUCUCUGGUGAAGUUCCAGAAAAUUUAGAGAAACUGAAGCUAAGCUCCAUAGACUUGUCCGAAAAUCUGUUAUCUGGAAGAGUACCAUCUGAUCUUCUGACCACAGGUGGAGACAAAGCCUUUCGUGGAAACAACAAACUCUGCAUCGACCAAUAUUCAAAAGCACAUUCAGAUUCUAAUAUGAAUACAUGUUCUGUUAAGCAUAGUCAGAAAAGGGUGCUUCAAAAUAAAUUGGUUUUGUUCUCUAUCAUAGCAUCUGCCUUGGUUGUUGUUUUAGCUGGAUUGGUGCUUGUUAGUUAUAAGAACUUCAAGCGUUUUGAGGUUGACGGAGAAAAUAGUUUGGAAGAGGGGAAGGAAACAGAUCCAAAAUGGAAACUUGCAUCUUUUCACCAACUGGAAAUAGAUGCAGAUGAAAUCUGUGAUUUGGAAGAAGAAAAUUUGGUAGGCAGCGGCAGUACUGGGAAAGUUUACCGCCUUGAUCUGAAGAAGAAUGGCGGUACGGUAGCUGUAAAACAACUUUGGAAAGGCAAUGGCUUGAAGCUUAUGACUGCAGAGAUGGAUAUUUUGGGAAAGAUCAGGCACAGAAAUAUAUUAAAGCUUUAUGCUUGUUUAGUGAAGGGAGGAUCUAAUCUCCUGGUGUUUGAGUACAUGGACAAUGGAAAUUUGUUUCAAGCACUUCACAGACAGCUUAAAGGUGGGCAGCCGGAAUUGGAUUGGUACCAGAGGUAUAGGAUUGCUUUGGGAGCAGCUCGGGGGAUCUCUUAUCUACACCAUGAUUGUUCCCCACCUAUAAUUCAUAGAGAUAUAAAAUCAACAAACAUUCUGCUUGAUGAUGAUUACGAGGCAAAAGUGGCUGAUUUUGGGGUUGCAAAAAUUGUACAAAACACUCACAAGGGUUCAGAGUACAGCUCCUUUGCUGGGACACAUGGGUAUAUUGCUCCUGAGCUGGCUUAUACUGCUAAAGUCACUGAAAAGUGCGAUGUCUAUAGUUUUGGUGUAGUUCUACUUGAGCUAGUUACUGGUAAAAGACCAAUUGAAGACGACUACGGGGAAGGAAAAGACAUUGUGUACUGGGCUUCUGCCAAUCUCAAUGACCGUGAACAUGUUCUGAAGGUUCUUGAUGAUAAAGUGGCAGAUGAAAAUAUCCAGGAUGACAUGAUUAAGGUUUUGAAGGUAGCUAUUCUUUGUACUACCAAGCUUCCAUCCCUGCGCCCUACAAUGCGAGAGGUGAUCAAGAUGCUUACUGAUGCUGAUCCUAGCACUUUCACGUCUCCAAGUAAUAAAUCAAGCAAAGAUGGCAAGGAUUCCUCCAGUCUGCUUCUCUCCUAGUAGUAGCUGAUUACAAGGAUUAUAAGAAUGUUAUAAUCUUUAUGAAUGUUUGAUGAAGUAGAUAAUUCAAGCUCAUUAAGUGUGCUAUCAACAGUUUUAGUUUUCAUACAAACUUCGUUGUGAGUAUAUAAAAAGGCAGAAUUGGCACUCAAUUGCCACUCUUGCCUCUUAUUUGCCAAAU
Messenger RNA from Fragaria vesca subsp. vesca, 3428 nucleotides. RefSeq names its product receptor-like protein kinase HSL1-like. NCBI's taxonomy places the organism in Eukaryota, Viridiplantae, Streptophyta, Magnoliopsida, Rosales, Rosaceae. Gene Ontology annotation, molecular function: ATP binding; protein kinase activity; receptor serine/threonine kinase binding. The coding region runs from base 299 to 3247 and encodes 982 amino acids. The record is from RefSeq and is a predicted model, not a curated record. Gene Ontology annotation, biological process: protein phosphorylation. The transcript has 3 exons.